GCAUUACUGUCUGAGAAUUUGGAGGAAUUGCAUUUUUAUAGUGUUAAAGCGCAGUGGAUUUUCCUUUCCGAACUAACAUUCAUGCAUCUCUUUAACACCUCUUGAGCAGACUCGGGGUGUUCGACUUAUUGAUUGGUCUUGUGUGGCUGUAAUGACAGUUCGCGUGUAGAACAGUCAUCAAGAUGGGCUCCAACGCUACAGUUGUGGACCCUAUCGAAGAGACAUGGACAAAGACGGACGAGCAGUUCAUCAGCGAGUACUUGAAGCCAAGCAAUGAUCAUGAUUGGAGACAAUGGGUCCACAGCAAGACUCAAGAAGAAUGCACGAUCACUCUGGCUCAGGCUGCAAAUAUGAGCCUCCAGGACCUGAAGUCCUGUCUGGCCCUGAUCGAAGAAUCGAGUAAAGCCCAUUACGAGGCAUCUUCUGGUGGCUGGAACCCACGGAAAAAGUUGACGGAGAUGAAGGAGCCUGAGAUGAGGUACAUUGUGGUCAAGAACGCGGCUGGCGACAUUCGUGGGUUCACAUCUCUCAUGCCAACAUACGAAGAGAGGGAGCCGGUCAUUUAUUGCUACGAGAUACAUCUCAAGCCGGAGAUGAGAGGCACUGGGCUGGGAAGACACCUCAUGGGUUUCCAGGAGAGCGUGGCCAAGCAUAUACAGACGGUUGAAAAGGUUAUGUUGACAUGUUUUGUGAAGAACACAGAUGCUUUCGAGUUCUACAAAAGGUUGGGGUUCGGCAUUGAUCCGAUAUCCCCGGAACCUAGACAACUACGUCACGGCAAGGAAUUAGCUCCUAAUUAUGUUAUAAUGAGCAAAAAGGUCAAAUGAAAUAUAAUUCUCAUAAACGCGUUGAAUGAGAUCGAUGUUGAUUCAGAUGUACAGAGAGUAUUCUGUAACGUAUCAGAAGGAUGAAGAUAGGAUACCCAAGUAGAUUACCCAUAACACAAGAUGUACUCCUAUACGAAUAGCGCCGCUCUUUAUCUAGC
This is a messenger RNA of Truncatella angustata, 985 nucleotides long. Its product is annotated as acyl-CoA N-acyltransferase. Bases 183 to 827 code for a protein of 214 amino acids. NCBI's taxonomy places the organism in Eukaryota, Fungi, Ascomycota, Sordariomycetes, Amphisphaeriales, Sporocadaceae. The record is from RefSeq and is a predicted model, not a curated record. Gene Ontology annotation, molecular function: histone H2A acetyltransferase activity; protein N-terminal-serine acetyltransferase activity; histone H4 acetyltransferase activity. The transcript is spliced from 3 exons. Gene Ontology annotation, cellular component: nucleus.